AUGGCGACUUCUCGACCUUUCCAUGGGGAGGACAAAGAACAUCCGGUAGUCAUCAAGGAUGAUCAGUCCGAUUCGGACUCGGAAGCUGAGGGAAGCGAAGCUGAUAGGAAAGGCCCUGAGCUAGGUGAUGGAGACGAGAGUAGCGAUAACAAUGAUGACCUACCUGAGCUGGAGGAUCUCCUCCGUCCAUCUCACAAAACCAAAACCAAUACCGAAUUUGCGGCACCAGACGGAAAUCAAACGGAUUAUCCAGCUGAGCGCAUCAGUGCUGCGGCUGCCUCACAGUCUGGGCAGGCGCUCGGGACAUGCGUGGUCGCCGAUCAAGAGUAUUUGGGAGUCGAUAAGGAAGAGAGCCUCGACAAUCCACCGGCCGAUGGGGAGAGUAAUCGCGACAAGGCGAAUACAGUAGACGAUCCGUUACCGACCCCAAACAAGCGGAAGCUCGAUCAGCUCAGUCGACCCAACGAUAUCGAAUAUGAUUCCAAUGAUUCUGCCAAAGACGGUACCGUGGGCCCGCGACCCCAGAAGCAACGAAAACAACCCGACUCAUGCAAUGGCUCCCCCAUGGCCCUCCCUUUCAUAGACUACGGUACUCUAUCGCCGCACGAUAGGACUGGUUAUGAUCCAGGUAACGACAAAUACGGCAACAAUAACAGUCGAGUUGUCAACAGCGACGGCAGCGACGGCAGCAACGACCCCCGCCUUCGAAACAACGAACGACUAAAGUCUACGGCAUGCCCGCCCCCCUCUUCCGACCAAGCGUCCAACAGUCGAUAUAGUGGUGAAUCACCGCACGACCAGGCUAGCAAUGGCGUUCACGAUCGAAACCUCGACGAUCCCGUUAGCGACCCAAUCAAAAAACACAAUCAUGGGGACUGCAAUAGCAAUGAUGAAGGCGACAGCCACGGCGACAGCGAAGGCGACUUAUGUAAAACAUCCAGCAGCGGCGGGGAAGAUGAGGACAAGGGUAAUCACAGCGAUGGUCCCGGCGACGGCAAAGGCAGCAGCGGCAAGCAUGCCAAGCCGCAGAAACAGCAUACAUCAACUAUUCGCGGCGUUUUAAACUCGAAGCGUGCGAAGCAGCGUACCGGACGGCAUUAUCAUCACUUGCGUUCACAUUCUCAGGGGUCCCGCGCUGGAACCAACCAAGUCAACAAGACGGACGACGAAUGGGAGUUUCGUAAAAUUGUAAAGGAAAGAGUGACCAAGUCAGGCCUCGAAUAUAUGUUACGUUGGAGAGACACCUGGGUUCAUGAAAGCGGCCUGUCCCAUGCCAAAGAUGCCAUCGAGUCUUAUCGAAAACGCGUCCAGCAUGAUAAGGUUGGGUCACCGCAGAUGCACUCAUCUGUGGAAGUAAAGGGCAGAGCUACCGUGAGAAAGGGAUGACGGGGAUGCUGAAUUCCUGAGGACAUGUUGCUUUCAGAGCGCGGCAGUUUCUUUGUUUCCUUCUUUCUCUCUUUCUCUCUCUCUCUCUCUACCUAAAUACAAGAUAGAAAUAUCUCCCUUUGGCGUCAUGACAGGAAGGAGGUCACAAGCAUUUGUGGCUGAGUAGCAAUUGUGAGGAUGCCGCGUGGAGCCGUCGGAAGGCCAGCAGGAAUGACCUUGGCAUUUGGUGCACAUGACUAAGGGCCGGUCAACUAACUCCUUAUCCCUUAUCUACAGCAUCCUAAGAGUUUUAGAUAAUCCAAAUUUUUCGAGAUUUCUAAUUGAUUAACC
Molecule: messenger RNA, 1716 nt
Organism: Mytilinidion resinicola
Lineage: Eukaryota; Fungi; Ascomycota; Dothideomycetes; Mytilinidiales; Mytilinidiaceae
Exons: 4
Coding region: 1-1386 (461 amino acids)
Source: RefSeq, a predicted model, not a curated record